This is a messenger RNA of Dromiciops gliroides (monito del monte), 5802 nucleotides long. It is a transcript of the gene NNT, whose product is annotated as nicotinamide nucleotide transhydrogenase. The record is from RefSeq and is a predicted model, not a curated record. NCBI's taxonomy places the organism in Eukaryota, Metazoa, Chordata, Mammalia, Microbiotheria, Microbiotheriidae. Gene Ontology annotation, biological process: proton transmembrane transport; NADPH regeneration. Gene Ontology annotation, cellular component: mitochondrial inner membrane. Gene Ontology annotation, molecular function: NADP binding; NAD binding.
CUGCUCCAGGGUUUCCAUAGACUGUUCUUCCGGGUUGAAGGUACAAACCCUGGUUGGGUUCGGAGCCUCCUGCUUGCCAUCGCCGGGUCCCCUCCCGGGGAGGCUCUCUCCCUCCAAGCAAAGUACAUUGGAGGGGAUCACUGCAUUAAGACCAACAUGGCAAGCAUACUGAAAACGGUGGUGACGAGGUAUUCGAAUCCUCUACUCAUUAAUUUGGGAUCAUUUAAGGUGCUACCCGGGAAGACAGAAGUUUUGCGAACCUUUCACACCCAUCCCACACUAUGGUGUAAAUCACCUGUAAAACCAGGAAUUCCAUAUAAACAAUUGACUGUGGGGGUCCCCAAGGAAAUUUUCCAAAAUGAGAAGAGGGUGGCUUUGUCACCAGCUGGUGUUCAGGCCUUGGUUAAACAGGGUUUUAAUGUGGUGGUGGAAUCAGGUGCAGGUGAAUCCUCCAAGUUUUCUGAUGAUCACUACAGAGCUGCAGGAGCUGUAAUCCAAGGGACGCAGGAAGUAUUAGCAUCUGAUUUGGUUGUCAAAGUUAGAGCUCCCAUGCCAAACCCUGUUUUAGGCACCCAUGAAGCUGAUCUUUUAAAGAAAUCUGGCACUCUGAUUAGUUUUAUCUACCCAGCUCAAAAUCCAGACUUGCUGAGCAAACUUUCCGAAAGAAAAACUACAGUCCUGGCGAUGGACCAGGUCCCAAGAGUCACCAUUGCUCAGGGAUAUGAUGCUCUUAGCUCAAUGGCCAACAUUGCUGGUUACAAGGCAGUUGUACUCGCAGCAAAUCAUUUUGGACGUUUUUUCACUGGCCAGAUCACAGCAGCUGGAAAAGUUCCUCCAGCUAAGAUUCUUAUCAUUGGUGGUGGAGUGGCUGGGCUCGCUUCUGCUGGAGCAGCUAAAGCUAUGGGUGCAAUUGUUCGAGGGUUCGAUACGAGAGCUGCAGCUUUGGAGGCAGUUUAAUCUCUUGGGGCAGAGCCUUUGGAAGUGGACUUGAAAGAAUCAGGAGAGGGACAAGGGGGAUACGCCAGAAUGUCCAAAGAGUUCAUUGAGGCUGAAAUGAAACUCUUUGCCCAGCAGUGUAAAGAAGUUGAUAUUCUCAUCAGUACAGCCCUUAUUCCAGGUAAAAAAGCCCCAAUUUUGUUUACGAAAGACAUGAUUGAAUCGAUGAAGGAAGGCUCAGUUGUUGUGGAUUUAGCAGCUGAAGCAGGAGGAAACUUUGAAACUACUAAGCCAGGAGAACUUUAUGUCCACAAGGGAGUUACUCACAUAGGCUACACAGACCUUCCUAGUCGAAUGGCUACCCAGGCCAGUACACUGUAUUCAAACAAUAUCAUCAAACUUCUAAAGGCAAUCAGCCCUGACAAAGAUAAUUUCCACUUUGAGGUGAAAGAUGACUUUGACUUUGGCACAAUGGGCCACGUUAUUAGGGGGACUGUGGUAAUGAAGGAUGGCAAGAUAAUUUUCCCAGCACCGACACCAAAAAAUAUUCCUCAGGGAGCCCCUGUGAAACCAAAGACUGUAGCCGAGCUAGAAGCUGAGAAAGCAGCUGCUCUUACCCCAUUCCGCAAGACCAUGACCACAGCAUCUGCCUACACAGCAGGUCUAACUGGUAUACUUGGUUUGGGCAUUGUAGCUCCCAAUUCAGCCUUCUCUCAGAUGGUGACAACUUUUGGAUUAGCUGGCAUUGUGGGCUACCACACAGUUUGGGGUGUCACCCCUGCUCUCCAUUCACCUCUGAUGUCUGUAACUAAUGCUAUCUCAGGUUUGACUGCAGUUGGAGGUCUGGCACUAAUGGGAGGACACAUGUAUCCUUCCAAUGCUCCUCAGGGUCUUGCUGCACUUGCUGCUUUCAUAUCCUCUGUCAACAUUGCAGGUGGUUUCCUGGUGACCCAGAGGAUGUUGGACAUGUUCAAACGUCCGAAUGAUCCCCCUGAAUACAACUACUUGUAUCUGCUCCCAGCAGGUACCUUUGUUGGGGGUUAUUUAGCUUCACUCUAUGGUGGUUACAACAUUGAACAGAUGAUGUAUCUGGGCUCAGGUCUGUGUUGUGUCGGUGCUCUGGCUGGUCUUUCCACGCAAGGAACUGCUCGUCUUGGAAAUGCCCUGGGCAUGAUUGGUGUUGCUGGAGGUUUGGCAGCCACUCUGGGAAGUCUUAAUCCGAAUCCAGAAUUGUUAGCUCAAAUGUCUGGGGCAAUGACUCUGGGUGGCACCAUUGGUUUGACGAUUGCUAAGCGUAUCCAGAUUUCAGAUUUACCUCAGUUAGUUGCUGCUUUCCACAGUUUGGUAGGUUUGGCAGCUGUGUUUACUUGUGUAGCAGAAUACAUGGUUGAGUAUCCACAUUUUGCAAUGGAUCCAGCAGCAAACCUCACCAAGAUUGUGGCUUACCUAGGUACUUAUAUUGGUGGUGUGACUUUUAGUGGCUCACUCAUUGCCUAUGGAAAAUUGCAGGGAAUACUGAAAUCUGCUCCUCUCCUCCUACCUGGAAGGCAUUUACUUAAUCUAGGCUUGUUGACUGCUAGUGCAGGUGGAAUGAUUCCAUAUAUGCUUGAUCCAAGCUAUACAAUGGGAAUUACCUGUCUGGGUUCUGUGUCUGCCCUCUCAGCCAUCAUGGGUGUGACUUUAACAGCUGCUAUUGGUGGUGCUGACAUGCCUGUAGUCAUCACUGUAUUGAACAGCUACUCAGGAUGGGCUUUGUGUGCUGAAGGUUUCCUUCUCAACAACAACUUGCUCACUAUUGUGGGUGCUCUGAUUGGCUCCUCUGGUGCUAUCCUCUCCUACAUCAUGUGUGUGGCCAUGAAUCGUUCUCUGGCUAAUGUGAUCCUUGGAGGCUAUGGGACUACUUCAACAGCUGGUGGGAAACCUAUGGAAAUUUCUGGCACACAUACUGAAAUUAAUCUGGAUAAUGCUAUUGACAUGAUAAAAGAAGCCAAUAGCGUCAUCAUUACUCCAGGCUACGGUUUGUGUGCAGCUAAAGCCCAGUACCCUAUAGCUGAUUUGGUAAAGAUGCUUACUGAACAAGGCAAGAAGGUCAGGUUUGGAAUCCAUCCAGUUGCAGGCCGAAUGCCUGGUCAGCUGAAUGUACUGCUAGCUGAAGCUGGGGUCCCAUAUGAUAUUGUAUUAGAAAUGGAUGAGAUCAAUCAUGAUUUCCCAGAUACUGAUCUAGUCCUUGUAAUUGGUGCAAAUGACACCGUUAAUUCAGCAGCUCAAGAAGAUCCCAAUUCUAUCAUUGCUGGAAUGCCAGUUUUAGAAGUCUGGAAAUCAAAACAGGUAAUUGUUAUGAAGAGGUCUCUGGGAGUUGGCUAUGCUGCAGUGGACAACCCAAUAUUCUACAAACCCAACACUUCCAUGCUUUUAGGGGAUGCCAAGAAGACCUGUGAUGCUCUACAGGCAAAAAUUAGGGAAUCCUAUCAGAAGUAGAUAUCAGUUACCAUUGUUUAAUACAACUCCUUCAACUAUAUGAACAAAAGAAUGUCUGUAAGGUAUAAAUCAUGUCUUUGAGAAAGACAAGACUGAAAAAAUACAAAUGAAAAGGACAGAUAUCAUUCAAAUGUAAUGAAUUGUCAUAGUUUUUCAAAGAAGCAUUGAAGAUUCUGUAACUUUCUGUGCAUAUAUUUGAUAUGUCAGAAGCAUUUUACAAAAGGAGAAUAUCAUCAUUUUAGGUGAAAUCCAGUUGAAAAAAUUUUCUUCUCUUUACUUUUAGUAGCCAACACUUUUUCAAGAACCAGAAAUAUGGCAUUUUAGGAACCUUCUAAGCACAUUAACCUAAAAAUAGGUCAUGAUGUAAACAUUGUAUGCACGUGCAUUCCAAAUUUUUUGUUUAUCAAAUGAGGAUAAUUUAAAGCUUUAUCUACUCUUGAGUUGUCCUCUUGAUGUUUAAUCUUAUUUUAAAUUAACCAUAUCAAACUUUUCAUUUUUUCAGUUUCUUGUUUCAAAACCUAAGUUUUGGGGUUAUUUUUGUAUAAUAUACUUUUUUUUUUAAGUGAGGCAAUUGGGGUUAAGUGACUUGCCCAGGGUCACACAGCUAGUAAGUGUUAAGUGUCUGAGGCCAGAUUUGAACUCAGGUACUCCUGACUCCAGGGCUGGUGCUCUAUCCACUGCGCCACCUAGCUGCCCCUUGUAUAAUAUACUCUUAAGGGCUCAGCUAACCUCUUUGAAAUUUGGUAAACAUUAAAUGUUCACUGAAAGCUAUAUGUGUUGAGCCAUGAUGAAAUAUACCAAUUUGAAAUCUGUUUUACUUUUAAAAUUUAACUCCCUUUAUAAUAUAAGAACUCUUUGAGUUCAUAUGGUAGGUUUAGUUCAGUACUCAAUUUAUGUUGUGUAGGGUUGUUUUAUUUUUAUUAAGUGCACUUGAGUGGAAUUCAAAUAUUUGACUAAUAAAAUGAAUUUAUCAUGUUUGCAUAAUGAUGUAGCAACUGUUUCUGGUGACAAAGGCUAAAUACAGAUAAUUCUACUUGUGUUAGAAAGCAUUAACAUCUGGGGAAGACAUGCUACUAUGAAGUAAAUGAAAUUAACCCAUCUUAACUGUUUAUAGAAAUGAUUUUUCAAAUCAUUGUGUCAGGUUCUUGUGUGAUUGAUGACAUUUGAAAAAAAUAUGAGCACUUUUUUCACUACCUCUGUAUUUAUGCAAAUACCAGUAAAAAGAAACUGACCCUAUCUUUUUGAAGCAGAAAUAUAGAUUGUUGGUUGAUCUUGUCUGCUGUGCCAAAAAGCUCCAUAUAUUCUUGACUUUGUGGCAAAAGUGUACACAAAUAUUAAAAACAUUUGUAUAAAUUUCAGAUUAAUUUACCUCUAUAGAAUUCAGCCAUCUUCUUCAGUUAAUAAAUGUAGUCUAGAAAAUCAUGCUUAAACCAAAAAAAAAGAUUUAUUUUUGUCAUGUUUCACUUUGAAGGAUUUAUUCAUUAGGUAAACAUCUUAUGUUUCUGUGUGCCUCAUUAAGUUCAGUGUUUUCUAUGAAUAGGAAAGUACCCUUUCCUUUGUAUUUUAAGUAACAAAUGCAAUAGACUAAUGGAUCACAACUUACUUUUAACUUCAGGACUGUAUUUUAUCGUGAAAGGUUUAUUUGAAAGAGUAAAUGGCAUUUCCUUCCUGAUGCCAUUUCGGUAUGGUAGGGAGGUCUAAAUGGGAGGGCAGACACAUUUAUUCUUUGGAUAUAGCUGCUACAGUCAGAUUAAACUGAAAGCAGCCAGAUUAUGUCUUGAAUCAUUAUUAUUCUUGCCAUUUGUAGUAGUCUUUUAACAAAUCUCAGUGAAAUUCCCAGUGAUCUUACACUUUUUCUACUUGGCAAUCCUUUGUCAUACAAUCCUGUUAAGGGAAAUGAAAAUUAAAUUCAAAGUGAUUUUAUCUGACAGAUUUAUUUUUGAGCAUACUGCUUCACUUGUAGUCCUCCCCAAACUGAUGGUCUUAAAUUAAUUCACAAUAAAAUUUUAAAUGCCCAAAUUAUUUUGUUUCCACAUAAGAAUAUCGACAUUAGUGGAUAUUCUUUUUUACUCUCUAUAUUGUCUUAAAUGGCUUUUGUAGUAGUAAAGCACUUGUGUGCCUAUAAUGUUCACCAUAUAUUUUUGCUUCUUGAUUACACAUGGUGCAUAUCUAUUUCUUCCCUUCCCUUCAUAGUCUGACAUUGAAAAAAGAAUGACUUAGUAUUUUAUAUCCUGCUAUACCUAAGUAAGCAAAUUAGGAUACAUGCUGACAUUCAUUAGUCUUUAGUAUUCAUGCAUUCUUUUCUGCUGGAGUGGACUAUUUGUUUUGAAAUCAAUAACCUUGCUAAACAGGCCACCAAAUGGUUUAAUAAAUAAUGCCUAAAAUGUU